Molecule: messenger RNA, 1284 nt
Organism: Truncatella angustata
Lineage: Eukaryota; Fungi; Ascomycota; Sordariomycetes; Amphisphaeriales; Sporocadaceae
Product: CDP-diacylglycerol-serine O-phosphatidyltransferase
Exons: 4
Coding region: 238-966 (242 amino acids)
Biological process (GO): phospholipid biosynthetic process
Cellular component (GO): membrane
Molecular function (GO): phosphotransferase activity, for other substituted phosphate groups
Source: RefSeq, a predicted model, not a curated record
UCAUGGACGAAGAAGGUCUGGCCAAGCAAUGAAUCAAGGCCAGCUCCUGCCUUUUGCUCUGCCUGCAUUUACUUUCCUACCUUUAUAUACCAUACGUGCCUAUCUGCUGCCGCGUCGAACUGCUUCUAGACACUAUUUUCCGCAUGUUUGCUGUUGGGAACGAAGCCAAUCGCAACAUAUCUACACGAAAACCGACUUUGCACAGGCCGGAAAACUCACAAAAAGACGGUCUCAGACAUGUCGAAACGAACAAGCACCGCCAAUGGCGCCCUCUCCAAGCAAGCCUCCGAGGUCGCAAGUGAGCCUCCCAAGGACAGACAGCAGGAUCUGCUCACCUCUACCGACGGCCACUUCUCGCUCGUCAGGGCUAUGCACAUGGCCGACUACAUCACGGAGAUGAACGGUUUCUGCGGCAUCAUGUCCGUCUUCUCCUCCCUCCGCUACUGCCUCGGAGACCCGACCGACAAGUCGAACCUCUACCUCGCCCUGGCUUUCCUGCCCGCCGGUCUGUUCUUCGACUUCAUGGAUGGACGCGUCGCCAGAUGGCGCAAGAAGAGCAGCAUGAUGGGACAGGAGCUCGACUCCCUCGCCGACCUGAUCUCCUUCGGCCUCGCCCCCGCCUGCGUAGCCUUCUCUAUCGGCCUGCGCACGACCCUUGACCACAUCUUCCUCGCCGUCUUCGUCUUGUGCGGCCUGACCCGCCUCGCGCGCUUCAACGUGACCGCCGCCAACAUCCCCCACGACGCCUCGGGCAAGGCCAGCUACUUCGAGGGCACCCCGAUCCCGACGUCGCUGGGCACCGACGCCCUGAUGGCGUACUGGGUGUCCCAGGGCUGGAUCCUGGACCAGGUUCCCUUUGGCGUCUGGUUCCAGGGCACCGCCUUCGAGAUCCACCCCAUCGUCUUCCUCUUCGUCGCCCACGGCAGCUUGAUGGUCUCCAAGACUCUGCACGUCCCUAAGCCUUAGAAACAAAGAAAGACAGAAAACGAAAGAAAACAAAGAGCUGGGAUUUACAGGGGUGGAAGUAUGAAUUUCACGGCGUCGGGGGAGAGUCGGUCGUGACGAGUAUGUGGACAGGAGAACGAAUACACGUGACAAUUUGGCCGUGGCGUUUAUUCCCGACUAGCAUAUUCGGCAGCGUCUGGAGUGGCAGGACGAUUAACACGCGAGCAUGAAAGAAGGGGGAAAGUCGAGAGACUUGUAUUACUUAUAGACAUGCCAUGUAUUGAUGCGAGGUUAGCUCACCAUUCCGAGACAAUGAUGCACACGAUACCCCUUUAUAUU